UCGACGUUAGUUUCGCGGAGUUCGAAGACGCUCGUCAAGAAUAUUCGUCAUUAUUGGCACGAAGAGUUUCGCGUUCGUCACGGCGUCGGCAUUUCUUUGUGGAGCGCAACCCGCCUGUUUCCAAUGCCUUAUUCCGUCCGUCUGUCGCGCCGUUUCGAUUAAUUAAUCCUCGCGUUUGCAAUUUCCUCGGUCGAGUUUUAUGAUCGUUACAUUCGCGGACCGUUUAAUCGGCGGAAUUGCAUCCGCGCGCGGACGCUUGGGAAGUCAUUCUUUUUUGCUCGAUAAUUAAUUCGCGCCGGGAAAUUUUCCUUCCUGGAAAAGGCGUAAUUCUGUCGCGCAAGGUGCAUCCUAGUGACGUCAGGAUUACGUGCAGGAGAGGAUGUAUUAUUCCAUCGUCGAUUCGAAAUUAAAUUGAACGCGGAUUUCACGGUGCCUGAUGACGUCGCAGUGGGCAACACGUAAUAAUUGAUGAAUCGUCACCUGUUGCCGGGCCUCCGUACGCUUCGAACGCGUUUAAUAAAGCGUAUCGUGCACGCUUGGAAUGCGACUACCGGGUAAACAAACGCGAUUGCAAUAUCGGUUCCGCAACACGUCCGCACGGAUAACGAUCGUGGUUAAAAGUGCGGAGGAGCGCGGCCGGAGCCUCGAGUUGUCGAAGGGCCAACGAACCGUCACGUAAUCCCCGCGUCCUAUGCGUUUCAAUACGUUCUAAUCGCGAUAAAUAUUAUGCGAGCCGUGUUAGUCGUGGCGGCAGUCCUCGCGGUCGUCGAGGUAUCGGCGAUCGAUCGGAGGCCAAAGAACUGCAAAGACGUCGUCAGAAAUGUGAUCAUGGACAGCUGCAAGGGGCCCAGGGAGAAGCGAUCCCCGCAGAGAAACAAUUUAGAAAACUUGAAUCAGCAAAUGUCGCAGGCGAUUCAAAUGGAAAUGGCCAGCGAUGAGGUGAAUCAACAGAAACGUCAGGGUAUGUUCCCUCCUUAUGGUUACGGGUUUCCAGCCGAGAGUUUCAUGUCGGAAAGGUUCCAGGAAACGGAUGUCAAUUUGCCAGGGAUUGGCAACUUUGAGAAUCGUUUUACAAAUGUAGAAGAAAGUUACAGACCUAAUAUGCCAUUCAGGCCACCCAUGUUCUAUCGAUCCGCCAGAUACGCGACGAAAUCAGUUGAUCCGGACGAUCUUCUCGGGUUCACUUUGAGUUCUGAGGAACUCGACGAACUCCAUGAGGAAAUCGGUGACAGAAUUGCUAGGAAUUCCAAGGAAACUUUCCUGACCAUUGCCAAGAAAUGCUGCUUGAACGCGAAACUAUGCAACGACGAUCCAACCCUAGUCCCUUGCAUGGGAUUUUGAUCGCGCCUCUGUUCAUCGUCUAACUAUAAUUCUCAGGAAAAUCAAGUGUACAUAGAUUGUAAUUAGAUUCUCGAAAAU
Molecule: messenger RNA, 1419 nt
Organism: Ceratina calcarata
Lineage: Eukaryota; Metazoa; Arthropoda; Insecta; Hymenoptera; Apidae
Exons: 4
Coding region: 727-1341 (204 amino acids)
Source: RefSeq, a predicted model, not a curated record